Polyodon spathula (Mississippi paddlefish) is the source of this 1507-nucleotide messenger RNA. RefSeq names its product stearoyl-CoA desaturase 5-like. The coding region runs from base 301 to 1290 and encodes 329 amino acids. The transcript is spliced from 5 exons. Gene Ontology annotation, molecular function: oxidoreductase activity, acting on paired donors, with oxidation of a pair of donors resulting in the reduction of molecular oxygen to two molecules of water. NCBI's taxonomy places the organism in Eukaryota, Metazoa, Chordata, Actinopteri, Acipenseriformes, Polyodontidae. Gene Ontology annotation, biological process: lipid metabolic process. The record is from RefSeq and is a predicted model, not a curated record.
GUUUCACACGCAUCUCUUUUGAGAGGAACUCUUCUCUUUAAGGCACCGCACAACAGCGGCAUGCGAUUGGCUGCAGCAAUGCAGGUCUCUCUGCGUAGCUGCGGGCAGUUCAGCCACUACAUCACCAUGCAUGAGAUGCCAGCAACAUAUGCUCAUCUCUUUUACCACUCGUUAGAGUUAUUAUAGGAAAAAAAAAAAAAAAAACUCGGCCGUUUCAUUUAAUCAGAUAUUCCUGAACAUUGAUCUGCAGUUACUUGUUUUUAUUUCCCUGAUUAACCAAGUGAUUUGUUUGAUGCAGAGAUGGUGAUGGUGGAGGAUGGAAGUGUAAUGCAGAAUGUACAGGAGAUGUCAUCCUCUAAUGGUGUAGUAGCGGACAAGCAAGCGGCACCGGCAGAGAGCAGGGAUGGCAAAGACCGUCGUUCUCAGGAUAUUGUCUGGAGGAACGUAGUCCUGAUGGCUCUUGACCACGUUGGAGCGGUGUAUGCUCUCUCGCUCAUCCCAAAGGCGCACCCUCUCACCUGGAUCUGGGCGUAUCUGUGCUUCUUGCUCACGGCUCUGGGGGUGACCGCUGGGGCUCAUCGAUUGUGGAGCCACAGAUCUUACAAAGCGAAGCUGCCUCUGAGGAUAUUCCUGGCUGCAGCCAACUCUAUGGCUUUCCAGAACGACAUCUUCGAGUGGUCACGAGAUCACAGAGUGCACCACAAGUACUCCGAGACAGACGCCGACCCGCACAACGCCACACGGGGCUUCUUCUUCUCCCACGUGGGCUGGCUGUUCAUUAGGAAGCACCGCGAUGUCAUCGACAAGGGGAAGAAGCUGGAUUUCAGUGACCUGAUGGCCGACCCUGUUGUGGUGUUUCAACGGAAGUAUUACAAAAGCUCUGUGCUUCUCAUGUGCUUCAUCCUCCCUACCCUGGUGCCCUGGUACUUCUGGGGAGAGAGUCUGUGGAACUCCUUCUUCCUGGCCUCCAUCCUGCGCUACACCAUGUGCCUGAACGUCACCUGGCUGGUGAACAGUGCUGCACACAUGUACGGUAACCGCCCGUACGACAAGAGCAUCAGUCCCAGGGAGAACCGAUUUGUCACAUUCGGAGCCAUUGGCGAAGGGUUCCACAACUACCACCACACCUUUCCCUUUGACUACUCCACCAGCGAGUUUGGCCUGCGGCUGAACCCGACCACGUGUUUCAUUGAUCUCAUGUGCUGGCUGGGCCUGGCGAGCGACCGGAAACGAGCCUCCAAAGAAAUCAUCGAGGCCCGCAAGAAAAGAACUGGGGACGGCAGCUCCUGAAGAAAACACUCAACACCUAACGAAGAAGAAGAAGAAGAAGAAGAAGAAGAAGAAGAAAGAAGAAGAAGAAGAAGAAGAAGAAGACUAAAGCCUUGCAUUCUGUAAAAAAAAAAAAAAAGAAAUAAAAAGAAGAAAUUCAUCUUUUAGGAUACAUUUGUAAUUUCAAGCUAUCAACUAUGUGUUUCCCCCCCCCCCCCCCCCCCCCCCCCCCCCCCCC